This is a messenger RNA of Pediculus humanus corporis (human body louse), 165 nucleotides long. RefSeq lists its product as uncharacterized. Lineage: Eukaryota; Metazoa; Arthropoda; Insecta; Psocodea; Pediculidae. The coding region runs from base 1 to 165 and encodes 54 amino acids. The transcript has 3 exons. The record is from RefSeq and is a predicted model, not a curated record.
AUGAAAUGUUUAAGUUCGUUAGGAUGUAAAAAGGAAACGGAAAUGCUUUGGGGGAAAGGAGACGUGGAAUUAGACAGAUCGGAAAUGUUAUCAAACAUACGUACGCAAAUACUCUUAUUAAUCGUUUUCUUGGACAAAGUGGAAGCAGAAAUGUCAUCUCGUUGA